Aspergillus clavatus NRRL 1 is the source of this 1575-nucleotide messenger RNA. RefSeq names its product putative flavin-containing amine oxidasedehydrogenase. Gene Ontology annotation, molecular function: oxidoreductase activity. The coding region runs from base 1 to 1575 and encodes 524 amino acids. The transcript is spliced from 3 exons. The record is from RefSeq and is a predicted model, not a curated record. NCBI's taxonomy places the organism in Eukaryota, Fungi, Ascomycota, Eurotiomycetes, Eurotiales, Aspergillaceae.
AUGCCAGAGAAGAAGAAACGAGUUGCCAUCAUCGGCGCCGGGGCAGCAGGCAUGUCCUGCGCCUCCACCCUCGCCAACCACCCCGAUCGCUUUGAAGUCUCGCUCUUCGACAUCGCGUCCUACACCGGCGGCCAAGCAACGUCCAUCUCGCUGGACGAGUCGCGCUACAGCGCCGACUGGCUCAACGACGGCGUGCAGGGUGGCUCCCCGAUCUUCCGGCACACCUUCCACUUCUUCCGGCAGUACGGGUACGAGCCGCACCCGGUGCAGCUGCAAGUCGCCUUCGGCAAGGGCGUCGACAGCUUCUUCACGAACAUGUUCCCGUCGCCGCUGGUCGACGAGCUCGCGCCGGAGAUCAAGAAGCUCGGCCGCGUGCUGAAGUGGAUCAAGCGCCUGCUCCCGAUCCUGGGCCUCAUGCCUGUCAAGACGAUCUUGCGUCUCUUUCGCUUCAGCGACGCCUUCGCCAACAAAAUGGUCCUCCCCAUCAUGGCCCUCUUCCUCGGUACGGGCAACCAAACCCCCAACGUCUCCGCCGCCCUCCUCGAGCGCCUCUUCGACGACCCAAACAUGAAACUAUGGGACUACGACCCAGACACCCUCCUCCCCAACCAGCCCACCAUGUACACCUUCCCGAACCUCGGCGCCUUCUACCGCACCUGGGCCGCCGACCUGCGCGCCCGCGGCGUGCACCUACGCCUCAACACGCGCGUCGAGAUCCUCCACCGCGACGCCCGCGCCGUCAGGCUGCGCCCGCACCCCGCACAUCAUGACCCGGCCUCCGAGCCCCCACCCCAAGAAGUCCGCGAUAACUUUACGGAGCGCUACGACGAGCUCGUGUUGUGCCUGCCAGCAGACGAGGCGAAGGCGCUGCUGGGCGCGCACGCGUCGUGGCGCGAGAAAUACGUCCUCAGCGGCGUCGCCUUCUUCAACGACGUCACCAUCACCCACUCCGACGCCGAGUAUUUCAACUCCCUCUUCGAGACCCGCUACAAGCCCGAGCUCUGCGCCAAGGCGUCCUCCGCCGCCCGCGAGGACCAGAUCGCCACCGCGCGCACGCAGCCGCCGACCUGCCGCGCCGACGGCUGGGAGGGUUUCGCGCCCAUGUACUUCACGCACUCGUUCGCGCGCGACCCGGCCAAGAUCGAGAUGGGCUUUGACUGCUCGAAUUACCAGCAUCAGUUCCGCGCGGCCGUCGGCGAGGGGAACCCGCCGCAGCCGCCGGAGAGACACGUGUACCAGACGAUCUUCCUCAACGAGGAGGAGAAGAACCUGUGGACGUGGGAAAGUAUCGAUCCGGACAAGAUCAUCCACAAGAAGUGGUGGCAUCAGUUCGGGCAUCGAUGGCAGCAUUAUCUGCGGGUCGUGCCGGGAAUGAUGUUCAUCAAUGGGAAGAAUCGGACGCUGUAUGCGGGCGCGUGGACGAUGGUGAAUAUGCAUGAGAUUGCGUGCAUCUCCGGCAUAGCUGCUGCAUAUCGCCUCGGGGCGACAUAUGAGCCCUUUGAUGACUUUGCAGAGGAUCUGUUCUCAAAGUACUUGAUGGUCUCGCACGGGGUGCGGUACAAACGGAGUCAAUAG